Messenger RNA from Hyaloscypha bicolor E, 1157 nucleotides. RefSeq lists its product as uncharacterized. The coding region runs from base 100 to 969 and encodes 289 amino acids. The record is from RefSeq and is a predicted model, not a curated record. Lineage: Eukaryota; Fungi; Ascomycota; Leotiomycetes; Helotiales; Hyaloscyphaceae. The transcript has 2 exons.
CGUGAACCGCCAAGAUUGAUAGAAAUUAGUUAGCCCCAAACGACUGCCGAUCGGAGCUGCUUGUUGGAUCGGAAGGGGCCGAACACGAAUCCAUAAACCAUGGCGUCCAAAUGCUGGUUUGUACUCCAACAAACACACUAUCCCCCGCCCCUUUUCCCUAAGAAUGGCACUGGCGUUGCAAGCGGGCCAUUAUGCCUUGGGCAUCUCAUCUCUGACCUCAAACAUCUCGACAAUGUCAUCAACAGAAGCGGCCCCUUAAGGAUUCCGCCAGAUAUGCCCAUAUACCCUACCAAAGCCUGGGAUCUCAAAUGGGAUAUGAGUAGAUCCAAUGGAGUAGACGUCUCGGAGAAUAUAGGGGUUCCUAUUGCAGCAGCAGCUGGACUGUCAAUUAAUCUGGAUACUGGAGUCGCGUUCCAACGAACGAUUCGAAACUUCUGGGAGUUCCAAUCGCUUGAGAGCUUCAUUUUUCAGCCCACCAGCGCUUAUAUUGAGGACAGCUUGGAGGAUGAAGAGGUGUCCGCGUACUUCAAGAAGCGAGGCUUGCUGAGAACUUCAUCUCUUUUCAUGAUAACUGGGAUUAUUGUUGCUCGAGGAGCUAAGAUGGCGGUCUCCCGAGUUCAAAGACAAGAAAUUCAUGGCGGUACUGGCGUCCAGUUUCCCACGAUUGUCGAAGCGGGAGCGAACGUUGGCAUAUCAUCAGAAGGAUGUGCCUCCUCAUCAGCUCAGAAGGUAACGGACUUUGUAUGGGCAAUCCGGCUAGCUAAGAUAUCUAAGGGCUUGCUCAAUCGAGAAUGGUCCCACGAAACAUUUUCUGAAGGAGCAACCUUUGGCUUAGGUGAAGUGAAACCGGGAGAGCAAAUUCUCAAGGCUUUGGAGAGUGAAGGACUUCGAGGGUUUGAAAGAGUCAAUGUUGCCACAGAUGAUGUUGUAUUCGUGGUCCAGGAAAACUUGGAGUCGACAGAUUUAUAAUAAUGAUGGUUUUCUUUUAUGGUUAUUUGGAUACGAGAUCAGGGCCGCUUCGCUAAAAUUCAAGCCUGGCGGCCCUACGCAAGCCCCGGGGUCAGUCUUUAAUUUUGCCCUGAUCUCGAUUCGAGAUUAAGAGGGUCACGUGACGUCCUUAUAAUAAAGCUCUCUUAUUACCUAUAGGCCUUCUAAGC